Molecule: messenger RNA, 213 nt
Organism: Ilex paraguariensis (yerba mate)
Lineage: Eukaryota; Viridiplantae; Streptophyta; Magnoliopsida; Aquifoliales; Aquifoliaceae
Source: the annotation of a GenBank genome assembly
AUGUUUUGCAGAAAGAAUUCAACAAGAAGUCAGAGAGGAUCGGUGCCAGUGCACCUUAAUGUGUAUGAUCUUACCUCCAUUAAUGGGUAUGCUUACUGGGUUGGCCUUGGUGUCUAUCAUUCUGGUGUUCAAGUUCAUGGGGUGGAGUAUGCUUUUGGAGCUCAUGAGUACCCAACGACGGGGAUUUUCGAAGCAGAACCGAAGACAUUGUGA